Molecule: messenger RNA, 4495 nt
Organism: Paramuricea clavata
Lineage: Eukaryota; Metazoa; Cnidaria; Anthozoa; Malacalcyonacea; Plexauridae
Source: the annotation of a GenBank genome assembly
AAUAUGGCGGAUUGAACUUGUCCCAUUUGAGAAUGGAGACAUUUUCAACUGAAAACGAAGAGAAUACCGAAUCGAAUUCACGAAAACUGCAAGCAGAAAGUUUGCCCAAGUCUUCCCAAGUUUCUGUGGCAUCUGAGCAAGGUGAUAAUGAUGGCGUUUUGAGCGACGAACAACUUGAAAGUUUGCUAUUGGAAAGAACUGACCAUGUAUCAAGGUUUCAAUUGGGACAGUUUUAUUUUGAAAGGAAAAUAUACGAGAAAGCGUUUGUAGAGUUUGAGAAACUUAAAGAUCGCGACGUUCAAGCGUUAUAUCAGCUGGGUGUGAUGUAUUAUGACGGUUUAGGAGUCCAAGAAAAUGGAGUAAGAUUUAUAAUUUUUAUGUACAGCGUCUUGCCCAGAAUCCGGACAAGAAGUAUUAUUACCUGAUAUCCUAUCUUUCAACUGAUCGCUAAUUUAAAACGUUUAAAACUGGCAACCACUGUCUUAUACUCCCUAUUUUGAAAUUUGGUAAUUGACACUUUACUGUGUAGAUAUACCCCUUCAAAAGAGGUUGUUAAUAAUUAAUCUUCUUUAUUAUUUUACUCUGUCUAAUGCUAGGCAAUAUUACGUACAGGGGAGAGCGCUGGUGCUCAAAUAAAGAGCUGCCUGUUUUUAGGAUUUAGACAAAAGUAUCCUGUGAUUCUAGUUUUUACUAUCUUGACUGACCUGAGGUGUCUGUAUUAAGAGCUGUUUGUAAUUUAUAGAGAGGUGUCCUUGGGGUGAAGUUUGACUGUUUAGAAAUGUUACAAUAUGCUCUUGUAUUAUAGGAAAAAGGAUUUAAAAUUAUGGAAUCAAUCUGCAAGAGUAAAAGGAGGCAAGCUGAGCCUCUGAUUCCGUUUGCUCAAUACAAUGUUGGUCGUGCAUACUAUGAAGGCAAAGGCGUGAAGCAAAGUGACGAUGUUGCUGAACGCUACUGGUUGUUGGCAGCCAAGGGCGGGACUAUUGAAGGAUCAAUAAAGGCACAAAGUAUUUUAGGAAUGUUUUAUUCACGACCAGGAGAGCCAAGUUAUGAUAUUAAGAAGGUUAUUACCUUCUUUAAUUUGAUUUUGUCCAAUAAUAUUUAUUUACAUGAAAGUAUGAAGAAAUAUGGAAUAUUAGAGAGUUUAAGCUUGAAGUAACGCGGUUAUACGGUAAACGCCAGGCAAAGAAAAUUUUAUGGUAUCAGGUAAUAAAGAAUAAAUGAACUUUCUGUUUUAAAACUGCAAUUGCAUGACUAUUCUUUCGACACAAGAAACUUUGUGAACUAAGAAAGUUCGAACCUGCCGUCUUUGCCGUUCCCGGAAACGCGAAGCUUAAACUCCCUAUUGCAUAGGAUGUACUAUUAAUAUCUGCAUCUGCUAAUUUGAUAAAGGUGGAUAUCCCCUGGACAAACAAUAUUUUUAGAGGUUUGACUGACUUAAUCUAGUAUUAGUGACAUCCACAAGCUUUUGUGUAAUUAAAAUUUAAUUACAAAUUUAAUCAGCCGUCAUCCAUCACCUGCUUUUCUUGGGUCAAAUCAUUCAAGCUUUUAGAAUUUAUUUGAAGGGUGGUUCCUCCAUGCUUGCCUGGCCUCACAUACAGUAAGUUCCCAUUCUUUAAAAGCGACAUACUAUUUGUACUAUAUGUGAUUUUCAGUUUUUAAUAUUUCAGUCAUAUCAUUGGCACCAAGAGGCAUCUGGGAAUGGAAAUAUUGAAUCACAAGGUAUAGUAAUAUUUCUCCAAUUGUUCAGGUCCAAAUUGUUGGUCUAUGUCACACUCGAUAUUUUUUUAGGCAGAAAUUUCAGCACACCUGGGAUGUACUUAGUUUAUAAAAUUUUUUUCAAUUUAUUUGUUUUUAAUGUGUAUCUCGCUACUUUUGUGUCCUUGACUGCAUCUUAAAAUUUCCUGUUGUCCCCCUUUGGUCACCCUAGGGAUGCAUGAUGCCUGCGUCCCCCUUUGCAUUUGAUCAAAGUUUUUACAACAUGUUUUUAUCUGUUGAAAACCAGUUCAGGUUUGAUGAGAGGAAUGGUUUUCAACAAAUUUCAGAGAGUUUGGAGUGGUUUGGGGGCACUUUUGAAUUUUGAAAAAUUUCCAAUGGUCUCCCUUUGGUCAGCCUAUCAUGGAUACAUGCUAACUAUAUAUUUCAAGCUACUAUACAGAACUUCAGCCCAACAGUGUCUAUUAUGUGGAUAUUCUAUGGACCAUAAAAUCAUUACAGUAAUUCUUGUAUUUUGCAGGUGCUUUAGGUGUGAUGUUUGAAUAUGGAAUUGGAAGUCCACGUGAUGUGCAAGCUGCAUUUGAGUGUCUGAAAGGCGCAGCAGAGAAAGGAAACGUCUAUGCUCAAGGAAAUCUUGCCAUGCAUUAUUAUCGUCAGAAAUUAUACAAUCAAGCUUUUGAAAUUGCUGAGAGGUAAAAAUAUUUGAUGUUGUUUUGUUUGCAGUUUGAUAAUACUGUACAUGUAUGUUUUGUUAAAUUCCUAAGAAUAUGCAAAAUUCGGUAAAGAAAUUAUAUAGGUAUCCCAAACCUUGAUGCAAUUAGGUUUGAACUUUUGCACAGUAUGCUUAAGCCAACCCCCUAUUUUGGCUUAAUAUAAAACAUUUGGAUUACUUUAGGCAAAAGCCAAGGGUUUUUUUAAAACAAAUGGAAAACCAUAGAGCACAUGCAAUUUUGGCUACAAUGCAUCGUACAAUAUAUGCUUGUUUUGAAUAUUUGGAAAAUAAGUUAUAUGUACGUGCAAAUAUUUGAAAUAUGUUUUUAUUUAAAAAUCUGCUAGACCUGUUCCCCCCAAAUUGCUCUGUUUUCCACUAACAUGACAAUUACUUUUUACCCCCAGUGUAGCCAAACUUGAAGAAGUGGAAACGAUAGCAAAAGUCACAGACUGUCUAGUACUUUAUGUUGCUAAAGGAAUUGCUCUUGGUUGCUUUGUGUAUGCUAGAUGUCUGUACAAAGGAUACGGAGUAGAGAAAAACGAAGAAAAGGCCAUUAACUGGUUCAAACGGGUGAGUUAAGCUAGUUUCCAUUUGGUCGUUAGUUGUCGCUGGCACGACAAGUGGCUGAUCUAAUAGAGUGUCAACAAAAAACUCUGUAAUCAUUAAGACUGAUUUGCAUAUCACACAAAAAGACUAUCUACUGCUUGUCAUGCCAGCGACAACUAACGACCAAAUGGAAACUAGGCUUUAUGCUACUCUAUGGUUAAUCCUAACUCUAGGCACGACAACUAACGACCAAAUGGAAACUAGGCUUUAUGCUACUCCAUGGUUAAUCCUAACUCUAAUCCUGGAAUUAACUCCAUGGUUAACCACCCUAACCCUAGGGGUGAACACAGCAUUGCUAGGUAAGCAAACUACCCAGACCACGCCCAAAAGAACAUUAUUGGUGGCAGAAGAAAGGAGGGUCAGUCAUUUUAAGUUUUUUUGGGUUUUUUUUUUCAUUUUUUAAUUUCUUACCCCAACUAUCAUAAAAGGAUCGAUCAUAAGAACGACAACACGUAAGUCCCUAACUAAAUCCUACCAAAACACUACAAGACAAAGAUUACAUUGUACAUAUACAAAACGAUAUUGAACAAUUAAUUGGCUUGCUCGAGGGUUAAAUUCAAACUAAUGAACUAUUCUCCCCUUAUUUAGGCAUAUAAGUUUGAUCCUGAAACAGUCGCUCGUUUUCAAGAUGACAUGACCUAUGGUUAUAUUUAAUAAUCUUAUGAUGAAUAUAUGUAAUUUGUGAGGGUGUUUAGUGUUGCGGUUUAAAUAUAGCAAGACUCACCAUGGACAUCAUUCAGAAGAGAAGAAAAUACUAGACCUUCAAUUUUUAUUUUUGACUUUGCUGAGUAAUAUACAUAUUUCAAUAUUUAAUCGUAAGAUAUUAUCUCGACUAAACCACUAACUUUUCGUCCACAAAAAAAUAAACGCUAACCUUCAAACUUUUUGUCGACUGAAACGCUAAAGCCUUUGCUCCGUUUUUGUCACUUUUCAUAAUCCUCAAAAGGGGUGAACCUUCACUUUUUGGCCGUUUUUAGCCUCUUUCAAAAUUGAAAAUGGACGAAAAGUUAAGGCGAUAAACCUUAACUUUUUUUUAACGAAAAGUUAAGGCGAUAGCCUUACUUUUUUGCCAUUUUCACCCCAUUUUCACAAAAUGAGAAAAGUUGCUAAAAAUGUACGAAAAGUUAAGGGCAUACCACACUUAGUUAGCCUUUAUUUUUUGGGGACCCUUUCAAAUGUGGCGGAAGAUUCACACGGAAAAUAUUAAAUCUAUUAAACAAUAUUGAAUAAACGAAAAUUUCGCUAUUUAUUACAUUUUUCAUGAGCUAUUUACACGAUACAAAUUGUACUUAAUAUAUUACAAUUUUUAUUAGUUCAAUUUUGGUCUGCUUCCAUAUCGUGUACGUACAUAAAGCUCGGUGUUUUUCAGCAUUCAGACAGGACAUUGUGAAUUAAAACGGUUUUUAACUCGAUACGAGAGAACCACAAGUAUCUUGAACUUUGGAUUCGAUGAAAAUCUAAAAA